Messenger RNA from Sordaria macrospora k-hell, 471 nucleotides. RefSeq lists its product as uncharacterized. Lineage: Eukaryota; Fungi; Ascomycota; Sordariomycetes; Sordariales; Sordariaceae. The record is from RefSeq and is a predicted model, not a curated record.
AUGUGUGGCCCCGAAACCCCAUCCUCAACACCUCGAAUCGGCGCCCGAGUCGACUUCUUUUCCUUAUCUUCCAGAGACCGUCACCUCCUAGGCAACCUCCUCUUUCUCAACCCAUCGAACCAUAACAGCCAACAAGCCACCCACUUUUCGUUUAUCAGUCCAUCAACGACCCCGGUGCUGUCCGAGAGAGGUCCAGUAAGAGGAGAUGCCUCAGACUCGUCCGACUCUUCGGAUUCCGAGCUCGAUGAUCGUGUGAUUGUUUCUAUACAUCAAACCGGCGACAUGACCAAGUCCGUUCAUGAAUGCGGGCUGCUGAAGCAGUUCACGCUGGACGAGAGCAGCUGUCAGAUGUGCGCUUUGAAAGAGAACCUGUCCAUCAGUGUCGGGCAAGACGGCAUCAUUGGGAGGAGGGUGUCGAUGAUGAGGGGUGGGGUGGUGCUUGGUGAUGGGAUUGUUGGGUAUAAUUGCUGA